Temnothorax curvispinosus is the source of this 2954-nucleotide messenger RNA. RefSeq names its product myb-like protein X. The record is from RefSeq and is a predicted model, not a curated record. Gene Ontology annotation, cellular component: microtubule; cilium. The coding region runs from base 144 to 2777 and encodes 877 amino acids. Gene Ontology annotation, biological process: cilium assembly. NCBI's taxonomy places the organism in Eukaryota, Metazoa, Arthropoda, Insecta, Hymenoptera, Formicidae. Gene Ontology annotation, molecular function: microtubule binding. The transcript is spliced from 12 exons.
CGAAUAGGUAGGCAGUCGAGAUUAUCAAUGAUUGCGGGUUUAGUUGAGGGGAUUUAGUUAGGAUUCUCUUUCGCCUUUUUCGAUUGUCCAUCGUCGCUGCCGCGCUUAUUCGUUACGUCUUCCCGCGGGAAUCGGGUGCGAGGAUGACCGGGAGGACGUCACUGGUGGAACAGAAGAGACUCCAGUGGGCGAGGGAAAGGGACGAGAAGUAUUUUUUUAUCUAUACAGAAGAAAUGGCUCGUCUUGGCGUUAAUUGGGGAACCCUGAAGUCUAAUAGCAAUUACAACCGCACCCAUAUCCGUACUUACUCCAACGAAGCCCGAUUGUCUUUGGGGGAAAUAAAGGAUAGACCUUCGGCGCAACCCUUCCGUACUACCGGACAUUACGGGAGCACCAUCAGUCUGAAAAGUCUGGCAACGGAAAGUUCCGGGAAUGGCAAUAGCAACCUCAAGUGUCUUGACUAUAGCGGCGGCAGUUUAAUUAAUCUUCGGGACCAGGUGGAGACUUCGCCAGUCAGACGCAGGAGCCCCAGUCUACCUCCGAUUUUCAACAAGGAGCAACAGCAGUAUUUCUGUCAGCUGGAACAACAGCAGCGUGACUUCGGCGUGGAGGGAUCGCGAUACCAGUCACAGAAAUCGCAAAAACUGGAACACCGUCGCCAUCGAUCCAACGAGCAUCGCGAGAGCCAAAAAGAGGCACGACAUUACGGCUCGCCGGGCGAGGAGCGCGAAGGCGAGACUUCCGGUUACGCCAGCGAUUCCGUGGAUGUGCCACAGGCAGGGCAAAGAGCUUUACCUGACAAAGCAGCAAGCAGGAUGGAAAUGACGGAGAAAACGUGGCAAAAUCCUUACUGCACCACCCCUGAAAGUUCACUGCCACCAUCGAGGAGGCUCUCGCCGGGCAGAAUGGGUGAACUCAACAGGCCAAGGUGGGGCAGUGUUUGGGGUCAAGACGCAGCGAGAGGCGACCCACCGCCGCCCUCUUGGCUAUCAAGAUUAGGACAGUCGAGCCAAGUUCUGGUAAUCAAUCACGACAGCGCGAGUAGCCCGGACAGUUCAACGACUGGCUCGACCGGCUCUGACAUCAAUAAAGUAUCUUACCUUCGGGGUCAGAAUAUUCCAGUGGACGCGCAGAUUCUUCAGGAACGGGAAACGAGACGGCAGAAAGCGCUGGAACUUCAGACUGCCAUCAAGCAGCAGCUCGAGGAGAAGGACAGGCAGAGAAAAGAGGAGAAAGAGCGGCGGAUGAGGGAGGAGAGGUUGGAAGAGGAACGAAUUCGGCGAGAAAGAGAAAGAGACAGAGAAAGAUUCGAGGAAGAGCAACGGAUGAUACGCGAGAAGGAGGAGGCAAAGCUGAGGAAGGCGCAGGCGAUGCGCGAGGUCCUGGAAGCUGCGGAGCGGCUGGCGAAGGAAGAACGGAAGAAUCGGCGGAAGCGAGAGGAGACCACCGACGAGGACACCGACGUAGUGACGCGGUCUUCCAACGAAUCGAACGCGAUCGCGAAUGUGAACGACAAACGCGAAGAACAGAAUUGCUCGCAGGCACAGAAGCAAAGCGCGAACUUGACCAAUUAUCCCGAGGAAAAGUCCGGCCCGAAGGACGCCAAGGAAGCCGACAAUCGAGAAAGCGAGACCGACAAAGAUCCGAGGGAAGUUUGUUCACGGAUAAAUUACGCGGACAAGUCGGAAGAUACCACGCUGGACUUGAACCCGAGGUCUCUCCAGGUUCCCGUGAGCAAGGACGUGGCGAUCGUGCUGAGCGGCCGACUGGAGGAUCCAGAGAUCCUGAGCAGGGCGAAUCUGCAGCUGGUGAAUUUGGUGAUGACGCCAAGCCCGCGCAGAUUCUCGGAGAACGCCGCGGAUUAUCUCUCGCUGGGGCUCAACGCGAUCAUGAGGAAUACUGGAAGUCCUAGAAAUCCGAGGAGGUCCUCGAGGGACACCUCGUCGGUCGUCGUAGAGAACAGACUGUUGACGCCGAGCAAGUACAGAACGCCGGCCGGCCGGGACUUCGGCACGCAGACAGAUGUAGAAUCCGAUGUCCAGGAGCUGCGGGAGAAGCUGCAGGAUCAAUCGAUCGGAGACCAAGGUACCACGAAGGACCGGAAGGACACGACGAACGCCAACCGAAGAAACGUUGACAAUUCGAUAAUAAGCUUGAUGAUCGUAAAGACGCUUUGUCAUGAAAUGUCUGUCGAUCCGCGCGAGGAAAGUACCCAAUCGAGUCCCGGUGAAGAAAUCCCUAUGAAAGCACUUCCGCGAUCCAAAUCGCAGCCCAGAACCACGAUCGAUAGCAGACCGCGAUGGAACGCCAAUCGCCCAGGGACACGAUAUCGAACGCAAAGCGAAAAAGAUCCGCACUAUCAGAGACGAUUGCGAUUAAGAAGGCGACAAAUCGAAUCCAGCGACGAAGGGUCCAGAUCUCCGUCCCCCGACCGGCGGAAAUCAAGUAACGGAAAAUCAAAGAGCCGAAACACCGUCAGGCGUAAGGCAAAACCCGAGAACUACGACGCCGACCUAUCGAUGGACAGUCUGAAUUCCGUUGUGCCUCUGCGGAUCGAUAAAGAUGGGAAAAUUAACAUUGAGGAACGUGCCGAAAAAUUACGGUCGAAAAACGAUGCGAAUCAUGCAAAACGACCGGAUGACGAUAGCUCUAAUGUCUGGUGCGGACAAGAAAUUUUGUCCAAACUAACGUCAUUGAGAAGCGGACUUCUGAUGAAGCAGAUCGAGUGGGAUUCCGAGCGAUGUCUGGUCUCACCCGCUGCAUCCGAAAUUUUUUAAGCGCCUGCAGAAUUUCCUUGCAAUCAGAACACCCUUUUGUUUUUCUUUUCGUUUGCGUAGAAAGUGAGGCCGAAUAGAAUGCGAAAGGGAUCUUGUCGGGGAAUAUUGUUUGUUUCUUCGAGCAAAACAACGAGACGAGCUCAAACUUCUUUCUCGCGUUGCAGAUUUAGAUAAUGG